AUGCAGGGUGGCGGUAUCGAGAACCCGGUGUUUGAGCCACCCAGCCCCGACCUCGGCCGCCAGCGCCAGGCGAGCCCCGCCGGGGCAGAUGCCGACGUCCCCGCGGCGGAGGCUGAGGAGGGGCCCUGCGGGUGGGGCCGCUGCGCCCCUAAGGCCUUGCAGCUCUGCAACAACCCUGAGGGCUACCUGGCUGUCUACAGCCUCCUGGCUAUCUUCCAAGGUAUUGUGGUGAAUGGCCUGAUUAACAUAAGUAUUUCAACAAUUGAGAAGCGUUAUGAGUUGAACAGUUCCCUCACUGGCUUAAUCUCUGCAAGCUAUGACAUUGCUUUCUGUAUAUUGUCACUGUUUGUAUCUUUCUUUGGAGAAAGAGGGCACAAACCACGAUGGCUUGCUUUCUCAGCAUUUAUGCUAGGAUUGGGCUCGCUUGUAUUUUCCUUACCACACUUCAGUAGUGGUAAAUACCACUAUGGAGCUAAACUUGAAGAUUGGGUGCGAUUACUGAUAAAUUCCGAGAGAGGGCGACCAAGGUACGGGCAUGAAAACAAUGCUGCAUACAAAUACCAGCUUAACCUCAUGGCCAGUGAUGCAAUCAUAUCAUACUUGACAUUACCCAGUACAGCAACAUGA
This is a messenger RNA of Gymnogyps californianus (California condor), 627 nucleotides long. RefSeq names its product solute carrier organic anion transporter family member 4C1-like. The record is from RefSeq and is a predicted model, not a curated record. Gene Ontology annotation, biological process: sodium-independent organic anion transport; transmembrane transport. NCBI's taxonomy places the organism in Eukaryota, Metazoa, Chordata, Aves, Accipitriformes, Cathartidae. The transcript has 3 exons. The coding region runs from base 1 to 627 and encodes 208 amino acids. Gene Ontology annotation, cellular component: membrane.